This is a messenger RNA of Brassica oleracea var. oleracea, 1139 nucleotides long. RefSeq lists its product as uncharacterized. Lineage: Eukaryota; Viridiplantae; Streptophyta; Magnoliopsida; Brassicales; Brassicaceae. Bases 74 to 943 code for a protein of 289 amino acids. Gene Ontology annotation, biological process: ceramide metabolic process. The record is from RefSeq and is a predicted model, not a curated record. Gene Ontology annotation, molecular function: hydrolase activity, acting on carbon-nitrogen (but not peptide) bonds, in linear amides. The transcript is spliced from 7 exons. Gene Ontology annotation, cellular component: membrane.
CAAAACGGAAAAGAAAAGUCAGUGAAGCAAAAUUAGGAAGAGUCAAGCGCUCAGAAUCUCUCAUCAGAAGACGAUGAAGAAGAGGACGAUAUACUCAUGGGGAGCAGCGAUUGUAAUCUUCGUCGUUCUGAUGAUCGUCACUCCCACCAUCCCUCAAUCUCAGGCCUAUCACGAUUUCGCCGAUCAACGAACCUUCUUUGGGAUCCCGAAUGCUCUGAACGUCAUCUCCAACUUCCCUUUCCUCAUCAUCGGCCUCAUCGGCCUCGUCCUCUGCUUUUACCCAGACGAUUACUUCAGAUUCAGUUUGCGAGGUGAGAAGUUGGGAUGGACUUGCUUUUUCGUCGGUGUGGCUGCUGUUGCUUUCGGAUCUUCUUACUACCAUCUCCACCCUGAUGAUGCUCGCCUCGUCUGGGAUCGCCUUCCUAUGACUAUUGCCUUCACGUCCAUCAUGGCUAUAUUUGUGAUCGAGAGGAUUGAUGAGCACAAGGGCACUUACUCCAUCGUCCCUUUGCUUCUCGUUGGCCUUGUUAGCAUUCUCUAUUGGAGGUUUUUCGAUGAUCUACGUCCAUAUGCUUUAGUCCAGUUUGUUCCCUGCAUUGUCAUUCCACUUAUGGCUAUUCUCUUGCCUCCAAUGUAUACACAUUCCACCUAUUGGCUAUGGGCUGCAGGAUUCUAUCUCUUAGCCAAGGUGGAAGAAGCUGCAGAUAAGCCUAUAUAUAGCUGGACUCAUCAUAUUCUUAGUGGUCAUUCUAUAAAACAUGUGUGCGCUGCCAUGGUCCCUGUCUUCCUUACCCUCAUGCUCGCUAAAAGAAGCGUUCAAACCGAGAGGAUUAGCUUGUAUAAGACAUGGAAGAUAUCAUGGACGAGGAGUAGAGGGAAAGGAACAGAGGAAGAGAGCUUCGAGUGUACCUACACCAACGUAGCAGUCGAAGAGGCUCGGUAGGUUAUGUUGGUGGUUAAUGUAAGAUCCAUCUUUUACUAGUUUUAGCCGAGUAUAGGAGGGGGGUGGAGGUUGAUAAUUCAAUUUGAAACUCGUGAGCUUUGUAAUCUUAUGACAAUGCAAACGUUUUAUAGUGCUAACAACACUUUGAUGUUAUUAUGAUACAAAACUUCAACUAAAAUUGGAAUACAAGUUUCCC